AUGAUUGUGGCGUCUCGAGACUCCUCGAAGACGAGUGAAGACAAAGUACUCGAUAAUGUCAAUAAAAACGAUAAGGAAAGACGGAAAGCUGUGGAGGAGAUCGCAAGAGCACUAAGCUCCUUGAAAGAAGCUCUUGUGGAACGGUCUGAUUCUCGUGUCUCCGGGAAGGACAAAGAUACUGAAUUUUCGAACGCAGAGAGGGCGCGUAUAAGCGAAAUAAUAUCUGAAGUUACCCAAGAAAUUAUUAACCGCGAUAUGGUUCCACUCAUUCUCGCUCAUCUCGAUGCCAUAGAAUUUGAGAGUUGUAAGCAAAUUGUCGAACUUUUUGGUCACAUUCUUCGCAAACCUGCACGUCCAUUCAAUCCUAUGGUUCGGUACCUUUGCGAACAUCCUGAAAUACUGGCCACUCUUCUUAAAGGCUAUAAUACACCUGAGACCGCCAUCCACUUUGGAGCUAUAUUGCGAGAUGCCUGUCGGAACGAGAACAUAACAAAGCUGGUCCUGGGUUCGCCCGGUUUCUAUGAUCUCUUUGGGCACGUACAAGGCACUGCAUUUGAUAUCAGCUCCGAUGCCUUUGCGACCCUCCGGGACCUGCUAACUCGACACAAGCCUGAGGUGGCAGACUUCCUUAUAAAUAACUACGACGUCUUUUUCAAGCAUUACCUCACUAUGCUCACUUCUGAGAACUACGUCACCAAGCGUCAGGCUCUGAAGCUCUUGGGAGAGCUCCUACUGGACCGUCACAACAGCGAGAUAAUGAACCGGUACAUUGCUGACCCUGAGAACCUCAAGCUUAUGAUGAAUCUGCUCAAAAGCAAGGAGAAACAAAUUGCUUUUGAAACGUUCCACUGUUUUAAGGUGUUCGUGGCGAGUCCGACAAAGUCAAGACCGGUGCACAUGAUUCUCUACCAGAAUCGGGAUAAAUUGAUCUCCUUCCUAGAAAACUUCCAAAACGAUCGACAGGAUGACAUGCAGUUCAAUGACGAGAAGAAAUACCUCAUCAAGCAGAUAAUGGAAUUGCGGCCUCUCGCACCGCUGUGA
Echinococcus granulosus is the source of this 1041-nucleotide messenger RNA. RefSeq names its product Calcium-binding protein 39-like protein. Gene Ontology annotation, biological process: intracellular signal transduction. Lineage: Eukaryota; Metazoa; Platyhelminthes; Cestoda; Cyclophyllidea; Taeniidae. The coding region runs from base 1 to 1041 and encodes 346 amino acids. Gene Ontology annotation, molecular function: protein serine/threonine kinase activator activity. The transcript has 6 exons. The record is from RefSeq and is a predicted model, not a curated record.